Fonsecaea multimorphosa CBS 102226 is the source of this 681-nucleotide messenger RNA. RefSeq lists its product as uncharacterized. The record is from RefSeq and is a predicted model, not a curated record. NCBI's taxonomy places the organism in Eukaryota, Fungi, Ascomycota, Eurotiomycetes, Chaetothyriales, Herpotrichiellaceae. Bases 1 to 681 code for a protein of 226 amino acids. The transcript has a single exon.
AUGCCUGAUGAGUGCAGGGAUAAGCUGGUUGGCAUGGGAAUUAAUGUUAUACGCCGCGGUUCAAAGACGCCAGGGCAGGAGGCGGCCACGAAGAUAUGCGAACAGCUCUUCAAAGCCUAUGCACAGUGCCAACAGGAGAAAAGGAAUCAGAGAGAGAGAGAGGACGAAGAAGAAAACAUGAGGAUAAGAAACAACGAAGCGAAAAGACUCGAGCGAAGAUCCAGAGAGGACCGAUCAAGGGCUAAAGCAAGAGAGAACGAGGAUCUUGCGAGUCGCCUGGAAAGAGAACAAGAAGAUCAGCUAAGGCGACAGACGAGGGAACGAGAAGACCAAGCGAGGCGAUGUAAAAGAGAGCGAGAAGACCGUGUGAUUCUCCAGCAAAGAGAGGAAGAAGACUUGAAGAAUCUUGAAACGACACUAAAUCUUGGGCGGGAGAAGGACCUAAAGAGACGACGGCAAGAUCGGGAAGAAUAUGAACGUCUGAUUGUGAAUAAACGACUCAGAUUGGAAGAGCUCAGCGGACGUAUGGAAGGAGCAGCGAACAAUGCGUUUAGGGGGGUGCUGCCAAAGGCCAGAAUACCCAAGCAACCACCUGACGGAAACCCAGCGAAUAGGCCAAAACACCUACAUAAAGAGCAGGCUCGGAACGCAGACGCGGGCUCAUCUAUGAAAAGAGGAUGA